AUGUUGUACCCUAAGGGCAGUGGCAGCAGCAGCAGCGGCUACAUAUUAGUUUUACUCUGUCUCCUUCAACAGGAUCAGCAAAUGGCCAAGGGUCAAUCGCAUAGCUAUUUACCAUCUAUAAAUGGCCAGGACACGGCCCCAACUGUUGCGGCACCCAUCAUAACGAAACAAUUCUUUACCAUUUCGGCCGCCGAGGACGAAGAGGACAGACAGCCACGGACAAAACAUUUGGUCAUUGGACAACCACGUCGCAAUUAUCGCAUUAUCUUCAUACGGGCACCUACAGGGGGCAGCGAUCAGUUGAAAUACACAGCCGAGUUGGCACCCCAAGAGGAGCGCACUGUGGUCUAUGUAUUGACGCGCAAGCAACAGGAACUGCAGGCUGAGGAUAUUGUGGCCCAGCCACGCCCCGAAUUGGAGCAUAAACCGGAAAUAUUUUUCAUCAAAUAUCGCACGCAUGAGGAGGCGGCAGCUGCUCAACGUGAGAUUCAAACCCAGUACGAUCAACUGGGUGGCAAUACGGAGCAGGCAGCGCCAUAUGUGGCUCCUAUACAAUCGGUGAUUGGAUCGUUAAAUGCCAAAGAUGAGAGUGUUAAUGGGAAUGCCCCUUAUGCUGGCGUGGCUAGUGGUGCUAUUAGUGGAGCUGGCGGCGGCGGCGGCGGCGGUGGCUAUCAUUAUCCAGCACCAGCAAUACCACCCAUGGCUGUGACCAAUUGGUUGGCGCCACCAAAUCGUGGCAUCUACUAA
Molecule: messenger RNA, 747 nt
Organism: Drosophila willistoni
Lineage: Eukaryota; Metazoa; Arthropoda; Insecta; Diptera; Drosophilidae
Exons: 1
Coding region: 1-747 (248 amino acids)
Source: RefSeq, a predicted model, not a curated record